Molecule: messenger RNA, 2573 nt
Organism: Uloborus diversus
Lineage: Eukaryota; Metazoa; Arthropoda; Arachnida; Araneae; Uloboridae
Gene: SrpRalpha
Product: signal recognition particle receptor subunit alpha-like
Exons: 13
Coding region: 83-1972 (629 amino acids)
Biological process (GO): SRP-dependent cotranslational protein targeting to membrane
Cellular component (GO): signal recognition particle receptor complex; endoplasmic reticulum membrane
Molecular function (GO): GTP binding; signal recognition particle binding; GTPase activity
Source: RefSeq, a predicted model, not a curated record
UCAAUUUUUUGAGGAAAACAUAUGUUCACGGCAUCGUAUGAGCUCUUUUCUGUUGUACGUGUGAAAUAGGACAGCUGUAAAAAUGCUAGAUCUGUUUACUAUUUUCAGUAAAAGUGGGAUUGUAUUGUGGUGCUUUCAGGGUACAUCUCAAAUAUUUACCUCCCCUGUCAAUGCACUUAUUCGCACUGUUAUUUUGCAGGAAAGAGGUGGAAAUGAGACGUUCACUCAUGAUGGCCUUACACUCAAGUACAAACUUGACAACGAGUUUGAACUUGUUUUUGUUGUUGCCUAUCAGAAGAUAUUACAAUUAUCCUAUAUAGAUAAAUUUCUGGAUGAUGUUCACUUGGAGUUUCGGGAUAAAUACAUGAAACAGCUUGAAAGCAGCAGUUUUUUUUCAAACUUUGAAUUCAGUCGUGAGUUUCAACAUAUUUUGAAAAGAUGCGAAGAUUAUGGGAAGAAAAUUGCCGAUCAGCCAAGGAAGAUGAGGACAUUUGAUGAAUCAUUGAAAUCUAAAAAAACUGUUGCAUCCAUGAUUGAAAGUCGAAGCGACCUUAAACCAAAAAUAAAAGAAGCCCCAAAAUCCUCUGGUUCAAAAGCUGAAGCUAACAAGCCACCUGCCACAAUUGUAACUACAAUUGAAAAGGAAAAUGGAGUAAUUGAAGACCUUAACCCAGAAGCUGCCUUGAAACUUCGCAAGCUUCAGCAAAAGCAAAACAAAGGGAAAAAAAUAGAGUCCAAAAAGAGCCCUCCUGCCCCAAAAGAUAAAUCGAAGAAACCUCGCAUUUGGGACUGUUCUGGUUCAGCUAGAGAAAGCUCUGUGCUGGAUUUCAGCAAAAAAGGAGAUGAGGAUGGUGUUCAUACCAACGGCUAUGAGCCUUCAGAAGAAGCUUUUUGUGAUAGAAUGGAAGUGGGCCGUUAUAGAGGACCAGUGAAACGAGUCGAGACAUCAGAAAGUGAAGAGGAAUCUGAAGAAGAAGUGGAAGAACAGAAAAAAGGGAAAUCAAAAAGUUACGGUAUGUUCAGCAUGUUUAAAGGACUGGUCGGACAAAAGAACGUUACACGUGAAAGUAUGCAGCCUGUUUUGGACAAACUGAAAGACCAUAUGAUUGCCAAGAAUGUUGCUGCCGAUAUUGCUGAUAAGCUCUGCGAUUCUGUUGCUGCCAAACUGGAAGGCAAAGUUCUUGGUACUUUCACAAGAAUCACCUCCACUGUAAAAUCAACGCUAGUUGAUGCUCUUGUUCAGCUCCUAUCUCCCAAGCGACGUAUUGACAUUCUGCGCGAUGUCAUGGAAGCUCAGAAAGCUAAUCGCCCAUACAACAUUGUAUUUUGCGGAGUAAAUGGAGUAGGAAAGUCCACCAAUCUAGCAAAGAUAGCAUUCUGGUUGAUCGAGAACGAUCUCCGUGUCCUAAUAGCAGCAUGUGACACUUUUCGAGCUGGAGCAGUGGAACAACUUCGCACUCACACUCGCCAUUUGAAUGCUCUUCAUCCUCCCGAAGCCCAUCAAGGUCUUCAGAUGGUACAGCUGUAUGAGAAAGGGUAUGGAAAAGAUGCUGCUGGCAUUGCCAUGGAAGCCAUUAACUAUGCACGGGAUAUGAAAAUAGAUGUUGUUCUCAUUGACACUGCUGGUAGAAUGCAAGAUAACGAACCUUUAAUGAGAGCACUAGCCAAGCUUAUCAAGGUGAACAGUCCUGACCUUGUCGCCUUUGUUGGUGAAGCUUUGGUGGGCAACGAGGCAGUGGACCAACUAGUCAAGUUCAACCGGGCCCUAGCUGACCACUCCAGCCAAGAGAAUCCACACCUCAUUGAUGGCAUUGUACUGACUAAGUUCGACACAAUAGAUGAUAAGGUUGGAGCUGCUAUAUCGAUGACUUACAUCACUGGACAGCCGAUCAUCUUUGUUGGGACCGGUCAGACAUACACAGACCUUAAAAGCCUUAAUCCGAAAGCUGUUGUGCAUGCUCUUAUGAAGUGAAUGGAUCCCUUUUCUCAGUAUCUUGUUUCAAAAACACCUCCUAGAAUGCAGAUUUUGCUCUUUUUUUUAAAUUGGACUGAAAAUCUGAUGUUCCAAGUUUUGUUUUUAGGAAUUUUUACAUAAAUUUUAAUGUAUAUUAAAUGCUAUAAAUAAAUAUAUUUAUUUUAUUCUAACUAUUUCAGUUCAUAAUAAUUUUUUAUAGCUGUACUGACUGUCGGAAAUAAUUUGUUAGCUAUGUAUGCGAUAUUGAAUGCUAAAACAGAUGUAAAGAUGCACUUCAGUAAUUUCUUCUAAGGCCUUUGACCGUCUUCACUUUAGGACUCACAUUCCCUUCCUCUUAGAUUGCACACAUUGCUCUCUAUAACUCUUCCAUUUGUGAUAAAUAUUCCGUCUUGCAAUAAGUUACGUUUUUUGAAUGAUAUAUAUAUUAGCUGUUUUGACCUUCCGGUUUUUUAGCCGGAGUUUCUCACUCCGAGCGGAUUUCUCUGAUCGAGCUUUCCGAAUCGUGAGACAUAUGCUCUCGACUGUGAGGCAUUUUAGUUGAGUGAUCGAAAACCAAUUAUUUGAAUCUUUUGUAUAUUUGAAGAUUUUGUUUCCAUGG